Messenger RNA from Vidua macroura (Pin-tailed whydah), 3287 nucleotides. RefSeq names its product arkadia (RNF111) N-terminal like PKA signaling regulator 2N (gene ARK2N). NCBI's taxonomy places the organism in Eukaryota, Metazoa, Chordata, Aves, Passeriformes, Viduidae. The coding region runs from base 202 to 1512 and encodes 436 amino acids. The record is from RefSeq and is a predicted model, not a curated record. The transcript is spliced from 6 exons. Gene Ontology annotation, biological process: ubiquitin-dependent protein catabolic process. Gene Ontology annotation, molecular function: ubiquitin protein ligase activity.
CCCGCGGCUCCGGCUCCUCCGGCCGCCCAUGCCCCGGCCGCUGCUCCCGCCGGGGAGGCCGCGAGGGGCCCAGCCUCGCACAGCGGCUUUUGAAUUCGUGUGAGCUGUUGGAGGGUACCCUUUGGAAAAAAAAAACAAGGGGUGCAAGGGCUCCAGUUGUGCGCUUCUCCGGGGGUUUCUUUGCGUCUUUGUUUACCUUGGAUGGCUGCUGCAUUGCUGGAGACCACAUCUAGCUCACCCAGCCUCCUAGACAACGUGCUCAAUGCUUUGAGACUGGAAGGACCUUGCUCUGCAAUGAAGAUGGAGGCAGCAGGAAAAGCAGAAGAACUUGUUGAUUCAGAAAUUCCACCUCAGACAUCUGAAAAGCAAGACACUGCUCCUGAUGAAGAGAGGCCUAUAGAACUCGAGACACAGCCUCAGAAGGACAGCGUGCCCGCUGCAGCAGACUCUGCAGUGCUCUCUUCCAUGCCUUGCUUGCUGAUGGAACUGAGGCGGGACUCCUCGGAGUCUCAGCUGGCGUCUACUGAGAGCGACAAGCCAGCAGGUGGCCGAGUUUAUGAGAGUGACUCUUCUAACCACUGCAUGCUUUCCCCUUCCUCCAGUGGGCACUUGGCCGACUCAGACACGCUGUCUUCCGCAGAGGAGAACGAGCCCUGCCAAGCUGAAGCUGCCGCGGAGGGAGACCCUUCGGCAGCGUCCGGGGCUGCGGUCGGGAGGAAAUCCAGGAGAUCCAGGUCUGAAAGUGAGACUUCAACAAUGGCUGCCAAGAAAAACCGACAGUCUAGCGAUAAGCAGAACGGCCGAGUUGCCAAGGUGAAAGGUCACCGGAGCCAAAAGCACAAAGAGAGGAUCCGGCUCCUGAGGCAGAAGCGGGAGGCGGCUGCUCGCAAGAAGUACAACCUGCUGCAGGACAGCAGUACCAGCGACAGUGACCUGACGUGUGACUCCAGCACGAGCUCGUCAGACGACGACGAAGAGGUUUCAGGGAGCAGCAAGACAAUCACUGCAGAGAUACCAGAUGGACCCCCUGUUGUGGCUCACUAUGAUAUAUCAGACACAAACUCAGACCCAGAAGUGGUAAAUGUGGACAAUCUGUUGGCGGCUGCAGUAGUUCAAGAGCACAAUAAUUCUUUAGGAAAUCAAGACUCAGGAUCUGCCUGGAGAACCAGAGGGCUGCUGAACGAAAUGAGUGCUGAUACAGGUCGUUUGGAUCCAGGCUUCCUUGCAGGUGACAAAACCUCUUGUGGUAAUGCCCAGGCCAAUGAAGAAAUUAACAUUGCCUCUUCUGAUAGCGAAGUAGAGAUUGUUGGAGUUCAGGAACAUGCCAGGUGUGUGCAUCCCAGGGGAGGGGUGAUCCAGAGCGUGUCCUCCUGGAAGCGCGGCUCGCCGUUCGGGAGCGCCCAGCCCGCGCAGCCAUGGACAGCAGUGGCUCCCCAGCAGAACUGGUCCUCGCCCCCAGAAGUGGUGGACCUCACUCUGGACGAGGACACCAGGCGCAAAUACCUCCUGUAAGGCCCUGUCACUGUGCUCUGGCCCCCUCCCCUGCUGCCCUCCCUGGCAACAGAAGUUCAGUGGUUAAACCAUCACCUCCAGAGGCCCCGUCCUUGGCACCAAGAAACCCAAACCCGCGGCGUUUCUCCACGUCCACAGGAAUGUCGUCUGAUUUCAGUAUCACUUCAAAUGGCUUUGCCUUCUCCGAGGAGGAUUACUGCCCAGAAUUAACAGCACCAAAUCUAGAACACAUCUGCAGUUACUAACGUGUGCGUGUAUAUCUAACGAAAUAACUGCGUGCAAACUUGCGUCCUCCCACCCUCCCCACCUCCCAGCUCCAGGACUUUUUUUUAAUUUAUCAGUAUCUUGAGUUUGUUAGUAGAAGUUAGUGUGUUGCUGUGUGAGCAUCGGUGAUUUUAAGAAAUGCUGUGUCCUCACCAAUUUCAGCGGACCUGGGGGGGGUAUUCAACACUUCCAAUUUGGGCCAGGAGUAUUUUUACCCUAGCUGAUUUGGUUAUGCCACCAGCAGGAGGGAUUGUCUUUAAUGCAAAUGGCCCGUAACAAAUGCACUGAACAGCUUUAAUUAAAACAUUUUUAUUUUCAAUGUAAUUUAUACUCCAUACUCUUCAGUGCUGAGUCUUCUGUCCACUUGACUACUGUGUUUCACUGGUCAAUUCCCACAGCUUGAAAUGGCUAAAAUAGUAAUAGUAGUGACAUAGGAACAGCUGAACAUUGCAAAAGCACAGGAAAAGGUAAUAAAAAGGCCCAGCAUCCCUCUCCUUUUUAAUUACAGCUGAACUUCUUUACCUCUAUCUGAGUUUCACCUGGAGUAGAUGAAGGAGAGGAAUUAAAUGUUUUAAUCACAGUCCCAAUCUGUACUGCUGCUUGUUUGUGUCAUUCACCAUCUCAGAAAAUAAAAAACAAAUCCCAAGCAAAUUCCAAAGCUCCAUCCUGGCAAAGGGGUGUUCAGCUGGGACCUGUUCCUGGAAUUUGUGGGGCCACUCAAGUGCUUAAAAACUCUGUCCUGAAAGAUGUUGCAGGAUCGGGGUCAGAAACUAAGGUUGUGGUUUUUAACUUUUUUUUUUUUUUUUUUUUUUUGUUAAACUAGUAAUCUGCACCAUUUCCCUGGCUUUCAAUCAUGCCUCUCAUGCUAGUUUUGGAAAUGCCAAGAUUCAGGAAACACUUUCUACCAGAGUAUUUACCAAAAUCAGUGGAACGACUCAUUUUAGCAGGCUGCAGUUUCUGUGGUGUAUAUGGAAAUUCCUGCCCCUUGUCCGUCAUUUUGAGCCUUUCCCAAGGCAAAAACCAAAGAUUAGACUUUAACAAGAUGAUAUUAUUCACUUUAAAUGUCUAUUGUGCAAUUGAAACAUUCCUUCAUAUUCCAGAUGUUUCUAUUGGGAAUUUUGUACAGCUCUGACAUUAGAUUUUUUACUAUUUAAGGCUGAACAGCGGUGGUCAGGACAUGGGAAGUUCUGCUUUCCUUUCAUGUCAGCUGGCUUUCAAAAUUUAAUUGGCUUCCCUUAAUUUUAUCUGUGGGCAAAAUAAAAAAAUUAAAAUAGAGUUGCCUGUGUUGUCACAUAAAGGAAAAACAGCUCAGCAGGGGGGUAUCGUUAGUAACAAACAUCUGUUUCUCCCAUAAGCAGAACAGUUCAUGCUGCACUUUACAGAGCAGCUAGGUAAGGAUUGAUAUUCCCAUUUCCAGCUUUCUAGAGCAUUGAACAUAACUGUCUUGCAUGGCCAGAAAAAUAUCUGUGAUGUUUUUAGUGACCAAUUCCUUUCUGUGGGAGGGAGGGAGG